CAUUAUUCUUCUUUUUCAUCAUCACUUGCAUGCCCAGAAAACUCUCUAAAACUACUCAUCAGCAGGAUGCUUUCUUUCACGUCCUCUCACUUCAUUUUCUUCUUCUUCUUCUUCUUCUGUAUCUUUGGUUUCAUGCUUCAAACCUAAGGUCUGUUUAACUUCUUGUUAAACCUAUUAAACUUGAAACCCAUUUUCAUUAACUCUUGUUGUGUCUCAAAUCCCUCUCAAAAUUCAAUCUUUGUGAUCAAGCUUGAGCGUUUUGGUCAAAACUGACAUGCCCAUUUCAGUUUCUUCAUGUUUCUGUUAGUUAACUCAGUCAAAGCCCUAUCUUGGUGUUUCUCCAGGCUUUCAAGCUUGGACUUGAGUUUCCUUGACUUGGUCUCUGAUCUGCUUUCAGAUCUCCAAACUUUGGAUUUCUCUGGGUUCUGGUCAGUUUUUGCUAGUUCUCAGUUCUUAUUUGCCAGAAUUCCGUAAGUUUGACUUUGAGGCUUAUGAAUAAUAGGGUUACCUGUCAAUUCAUUUUUUGUUCUUUUUUUAUAUGCUAAGUUUGUUUUUCAUUGUUGCUAGAGUGUGAAUUUUGGCUCUUGUUUUGGGGCAUGUUUAGCAAUGUUAGUGGGGUUUUGGACUGUUUUGGGUAUUUUGAGUUAUGUAAUUAGGGUUUAAAGUAUUUAUCUGGUGGUUGUGUGAAUCUGCUCUUGGUGAUUCGUGUCAAAAAAUGUCUGUAAAUGGUCAAUGUUUUGUGGAAUGGAAAGAGGAGUUUGUUUCACAGGAGCGUGGGAACCGUGUGGUUCACUAUUUUUUAAAGGAUUCUAAUGGGGAAUCUGUGCUUGCUGUUGUGGGCACUGAAAGAAGUGUUAGGCAUAUGUUCUAUGUUGUGGCUGAGGAGUUUGUGAGAGUUUAUGGUGCUCAGAAUUCGAUACAUUCUGGUUACAAAUGGAGGUCGCGAAGAGAGGUUGUAGAUUGGCUCACAUCUAUGCUAUCUAAGCAGCAUGUCCAGGGAGAUGACUCCAAAUCACCAAGCCUUGAAUCAGCACAACCAUCAGGGUCUCCUGAAUAUCCUAAGAAUGGGGUCAGAACUCCAAAGAUCCAAAUACCCGAUGAGAUGGGCCGUCUAAGGAGUAUGAAUGGAUGUGAUUCAGAUAUUAUGUGGUCAGGCAAUGCAUGGACAUGUGGAAAACAGCUCAAACAUUACCGUGCUUUCUGCAGGAAUGGAACCACAAUAGCGAUUCAGUCCUUUGUCUUUGUCAUGGCCAAGGGAGAAAAUCACUAUGUUGCAUAUUUAGAAGAUAUGUAUGAAGACAAGAGGGGACAGAAAAAGGUCAAAGUGAGAUGGUUUCACCACGGUCAGGAAGUUAAAGGUGUUGUGUCUCUGCGUAAUCCUCACCCGAAAGAAAUUUACAUCACCUCCCAUGCACAGGUCAUUAGUGCAGAAUGUGUUGAUGGUCCUGCCAUAGUCUUAACUCGUGAACAUUUUGAAAAAUGUGUGGCUGCAUUUCCAAAUGCUUUGUUAGCCAGAAUACAUUUUUGCACUAGACAGUUUAGAAGCAACAGGUUGAAGCCCUUUGAUUUGAGUAAAUUGCAUGGCUAUUAUGAGCAACCACUUAUCUCUCUCUUGAACUCAAGUCCCUUCCGGGAGACUGACAUGGAAGAAGGUGAACUGCCUCCUGGUGAGAAUUUAAAGCUGGGAACCAAGAGGACAAGACAUGUUAGGGGGAGUAAAAUGGCAGAUAGUUUGAGAGUUGAAUCUGGGAGGGGUUACAAUCUGAUGAGGUACGAGCCUUCAUUCAAGAACUUGAAAUAUGGUUUGUCAGGCAUAAGUUUGGUUUCCCUCAAGCAGAUUGAGUAUCAGCCUUGGACUAGUCCUUUGUAUGAGGUUGAUGAAAAGAUAGAGUUGCUGUGCCAAGACAGUGGCAUUCGAGGUUGCUGGUUCAGGUGUGUCAUCUUGCAGGUAUCCCGGAAACAGAUUAAGGUCCAAUAUGAUGAUCUGCUAGAUGAAGAUGGAUAUGGCAACCUUGAGGAGUGGGUCCCAUUGUACAAAGUGGCUAUACAUGAUAAACUUGGAAUGAGGUGCUCUGACCGCCCAACAAUCCGACCGGCCCCUCCUAAUGUUCAGGCAGACCUUUCACUUGAUAUUGGGGCUGCAGUUGAUGCAUGGUGGAGUGAUGGCUGGUGGGAAGGGGUUGUAACUGGAUUUGACAGUGGUAGCAAUGAUAAUCUGCAAGUAUAUCUUCCUGGUGAGAGCUUUUUCUUGAACAUGCACAAAAAGGAUAUCAGAAUUUCUAAAGAUUGGGUCCGGAACCAGUGGGUUGAUAUUGAGGCAAAACCUGACAUACUCACAGCGAUAUCUGCAGUUCUUAACCCGGAUAAUAAAGUUUCCGUGUCCUCAACUGUUGCCAAGGAUGUCAAGCCUGGUUGUUUGGAUAUGUCAUAUACUGAUGUUCCUAGUAGUACUAAACUCGAUAUCACUGAAGGUGAGAAACCAAAGUUAGACACUUUAGCCAGUUGUGAUAACCUAAAAGAAGAAGACAUGGAUCGUUUCAAUGAGGAGAAGCCUGCAUCACAAGAAGUUAACAGGGAAGGGGGUGAUGAUGUAAAUGUGAGUUCUGAUGAAGUACAUGGUGUCCAAUGCAUUGAUGCAAAAGAUAUUGAUGAGACAAAGGAUGAUAAUGACGACAAUAGAAGCAAGUCUGAUGCUGAGGAUUUAGAGACCUCUGAGUGUAACCAUAAAACAGCAGAACUUGUGGAUGUGCCAGCAUGAAAUUCAAUGCAGAAGUUAGUAAAGCCUUAAAUAAUGAUGAUUAAGGUGCUUUGUUGUUGUCUAAUUUGAUAAGGUUUAUAGCUUGGUGGUCAGGAUGCUUGUAAAUAGUGGGCACUGGCAAUGUGGAAAGUCGUGUUUUUUUGUUUAACUUAGUGGCCUUAGAUGUAUUGUACAGAAAUGAGAGUAGAAUUUUAGGGUCUAGCUGAUUGAUUUAGAAUUGGUUCUAGUCUGGCAUUAGGUUUUCCUUCAGUAAGAAGCUCUCCAAUUGAGUCAGCUAUCUGCCUUGUUGACUCACACCACUGCAUCUUGAAGGUACCUUGUAACACCAAGUAUGUAUUCUCAUUGUGCCUGAAUUACCCGUAACUCUCUUAUAUUCUUGUGAACAUUCAAAAUUUAGUGCAGUCUUACUAUAAAGUAACCAGGGGUGGAUUCGAACAUA
Molecule: messenger RNA, 3197 nt
Organism: Mangifera indica (mango)
Lineage: Eukaryota; Viridiplantae; Streptophyta; Magnoliopsida; Sapindales; Anacardiaceae
Exons: 6
Coding region: 716-2758 (680 amino acids)
Molecular function (GO): chromatin binding
Source: RefSeq, a predicted model, not a curated record